AUGGAUUUGACUGUGGAAGGACACUUGCUAAAAACAAAAGAAUUGCUGCAUUUUACUGACACUCGUCAUCAAAUAAAGCCCUAUCAAAUGUGACAUAACAAGCAUGGAAUAACACUGUACCAUCUGCAGAACAAUUUAGUCAACAAAAAUAACCAAGCACACAAACCUUAAAUCAAAAUGAGCAGUCCUGGAUUUGGACUAAAGAUCGGCUUGGACACCUGGCUGAAAACACUAGGAUUAGAAGAGUAUAUCGAGACUUUUAAAGAAUUUGAUAGUUUACAGGAGGUGCUACCAUUGACGGAAAAACAACUUAAGGAGCUAGGAAUCAACAAUGGCGCUGCACGAGCCAAGAUGGUGUCAAGUUUGAAUAUACUCAAUGAAAAACUCAAAAAACGGGACACCAUGAGGCAGUCUACCGCUUUAGCAAGUCACAAUUCUGACUAUGACUUCAGGAAUAUAUCACAGGACAAACUUCGGAAAGACCUCGGAACAGAACUUUCUAUGGAUAGUUCCCAUAUGUGCAGUUUUGCUUGGUUCCAUGGAAGCAUACCCCGACAAAAGGCAGAAAAUUUACUUCAAAAACAGGGUGAUUUUUUAAUCCGAGAAAGUAGCUCAAACCCUGGAGAUUAUGUAUUAACUUGUAAAUGGCAGGGAAAUAAGCUCCACUUUAUGGUGAAUAAACAAGUUUAUAAUAUUAAUACACCAUAUAUGUCAGUGCAAUAUCAGUUUGAGGAUGAUUUAUUUGAUUCAGUUCCUGCCUUGAUAAAUUUCUAUGUUGCAAAUAGGAAAAUUGUGUCUUCAUCAUCUGGUGCUAUAAUUGCUCAACCUCUGAACAGAUCAGUACCAUUGAGUUACUAUGAUAAAAACUAUGCAUCUCUAUGCAGUGAAGAAGCUGGAGGAAAUUAUUCCACUCUAAAAAAUAGUCCUAAAAGUAGUCCCCAUAGAACCCCUACUAGUACUCCCCCUAUGAACAGAAAGAUACCUACACGGUCAGGAAGUCAGCCAUUAUUAAGUAUUGAUGAGGAUUUUCAAAAUCGUCAUAUGUCUCGUCAUGGUAGCUUGCCUAUGAUUAGUCAACAGCAAACUUCUUCUGAAAAUUCUAAUUCCAACAACCAAUCAAAAUCAUUGACACAUCAUUAUAGAUCUGGAAGUGAACCCAAUCUUAACCCAGGAACAAUGGGGAUGAAUAUUGUCAAUAAACCUGUAUCAAACUUGAAAACCACAAACUGUGGAUCUGAUAGUGAACUUACAAAGCCAGCUCCUCCCAAACCUAGUCGAGUACCAUCUAUUAAAAUUACAGCAACCAGGCCUAGAGUACAAGUCAGGAAUAAGGCUCUGUAUGAUAUUGAAUAUGAGCAGCAGGAUUAUACACAAUAUGAAAGUGUGAAAACUUUCCCAAAAGAUUUAACACCAUCUAAGGCAGCACCAUUAUCCAAAACUUACAAACAACCAUCAGAGCCCCCUGGUGAGAGUGAUUAUGAUAACAACUUUGGGGCAAAAAUUGAAUAUGAAGACGAAACAGAUGAUUAUGAUGUUCCAAAAUCACCAAAUAAAAUCAUAAUAACUGAAAGCAAAAUGUCUGUAAAAGAUCUGGAGAGACAAGAUAGUGGGAUGGAUUAUGAUGAGAUUGACGAAGAGGAUAUUUAUGAUACCCCUCCUUCCCCUAAGUUUACUAUUCCUAGUCUGAAGUCACCAUCCAAGCUCCAACUAUCAACAUUCAAGAGUACAUUGUUACCACCUAACAAUAAACCUCUAGAGGGACCCGUUCUACUAAAGACCAGGCAAAUGCUGUUGAGUAAAUCUCCUGGAGUUCUGUCUGGCCAUAUAACAUACCAGGAUUCCCAUCUGCUAAGCCUGUGGGGUGAGGAUCUAGGCGUGGGGGUCAGAUCAGGACUUGAACUAUUCACUCUACCCCAAGGCAGCCAACUUCGAGUUGACAUAAUUGAAAGGCACAAUUGUCUAAAGCUGUUUGUGACCGUGACUAUAUUAAUGGCCAGCAAUCUUGAGGAGCGAGUACAGAUAUUGAAGCAGUGGAUAGAUGUCGCCACCCAUCUUCACUCAGCAGAUGGCAAUUUGUUUGCAUUUACUUCUGUUCUGGAAGCUCUUGGUUUAAUUCCAAUCACAAGACUCAGGAGGACGUGGCAGAAAUUCCAAGAGCGUCAUCCAAAAUCAUCUGCAACAUUUCAAAAUCACCUUCUCCCAGCUUAUGUCUCUAACAAUCAGGGGGUAAGCUCUACAGCCCUUCAGAACACAAGCGUUCCUCAUAUAUUGCCCCUAGCGCAACUCCUGGAGCGUAUCCUUGACCCCAAACUACCAUUGUUACCAUGGGAACAGCAAAAUGAAAAUUAUGGGAUAGAUGUCCUCCUCGCCCAUCUCAAUGGUGCUAGAUCAAUCACUGAACAUUGUGGACUCUACAAAAUUAAAUCAGCACUAGUUAUUAACAGUCUGGAGAAUGAUCAGUCCCUACUUGAUAUCUUUGAUGCAAAUUUUCACCUGAAGUUUUUAUGGGGCUCUAAAGGUGCAAGCGUAAAUGCCAAAGAUAGAUAUGCAAAGUUUGAUCAGCUUUUAACUGUACUAUCUGAGAGAGCUGAACAAAGCCAGGCUCAAGGGCCUAACCAGGAAACGGCAUUUUAGGAAAGCUUUUGCACCAUUCAUAGGUUUCAGUGACAUUUUCACUCAGGAAGAGGUUGGGUUUUUGACAAAAGAAAAAUUAGGCUGUCAAAUUCCAAACUCAGCAAGUCAAUUUCUGAACCCAAUAAUAGCUGGUUAAAUAUAGGCAUAUUUUUGACUACUGAGAAAAUGCAUUUCAACUCCUGGUAUGAAGUACUUUGUCAAAAUCCCACUGGACCCUCACUCUGGGACAAUACUGUGUAUCAAAUUCCUGGCCCCUGCCUGGGGGAGGUCUCAUGCAAACCUUUAAAUGGUGCAUUACAAAAAUGAUUCUUUUUUUUCUCAAAAAUAUUUGAGAGAUGAUUUGUAAAAUUCAAUUGUAUUGUUUGAUAUUGCUGUAAGACAGUGUAUAAGAGUAACAUUCUGAAGGCAACUGAAGUCAGGACUUUUGUAGAAUAUUUUGUAGAAGCAGGCACCUCGGUGAUGUUCCCUGUAAUGACCAACCACAGUAAAACCUGUCUUAGUGAA
Owenia fusiformis is the source of this 3138-nucleotide messenger RNA. Lineage: Eukaryota; Metazoa; Annelida; Polychaeta; Sabellida; Oweniidae. The record is from the annotation of a GenBank genome assembly.